Molecule: messenger RNA, 5675 nt
Organism: Scaptodrosophila lebanonensis
Lineage: Eukaryota; Metazoa; Arthropoda; Insecta; Diptera; Drosophilidae
Exons: 8
Coding region: 1-5619 (1872 amino acids)
Molecular function (GO): protein binding
Source: RefSeq, a predicted model, not a curated record
AUGCUUACAAUUCGCGACUGGCCCAAUAAUUUUGUGAUGAUUGUUCGCGUUCAUACUAAUAGUUACCAGUUGGCGUUUUUCAAAAUGGGAAAAAGUACCAAUCCUGCGGUACCAAAAUGGAAAGAAACCAAAAGCAUUAGCAAAGUAUUACAAACUGUUGGAAUUAAGACCAAGAGAAAAGUAGCCUAUCAAACGGGUCAAUAUGCAGUAGUCCCAGCGACAUUCUGGAAUCUCAAAGAUGAAGCAUUAUUUCUGACUGCAACCUUUCAACAUUACCCCGAAACUAAUGAAAUGAAACUGGACAUUUCAUUCGACAUUAAUGAUGACUGUAUCCCGCAAUUAAGAAUGAAAAAAUGCGCGAAUCCGGAAGAUCCCGCUAAGGUUGACAUCGCAGAUGUUUUUUUUGUAUCGGCUAUAAUUGUUGAAGACUGUGAACAGGAUCAUGAGCUGUUCACAUGGAAAGUUUUAGACCCUAUAGGGUUAGAAGAGUUUACUAAGUGUGAGACUGAGAAGCAGGAAUGGGCCGUACCAAAAUAUGUUUUGGGGUUUCACCAAGACCUUGACUUAUGGAGAAAUUUGUACACCGUGCGAUUGGAAGCUAAACUUGGUUCAUGGGUCGUCCAUUGCCAUUGCUAUAUCAAUGUUAUAAUGGCCGCUGUUGACGCUAAUAUUGGAGGUGGCGAAUAUCGAACGAUCGACCGCACAAAACCAUUCAAAUUGAAUGGAACAACGAGUCGGGAUUUCUCCAAGCCGCCUAAUGUCGAACAGUUUAAGGCGUAUAAUUGGAAAUGCAUAUCAUGGGAUGAUUACAGUAAUAGGGAGUGCAGAAAAACAUUUCCUGAGACGGCCGUAAUCUCAAUACCGGCCUACGCAUUUAGAGUGGGAUAUCAUUAUAAUUUCAAGCUUCGUGUUGCAGCUGAUGACGAUCCAGAACGUGCCGACAUCGCUGGGCAGGUUAUUACUGUUUCAAAUGAGCAAAAGCUUGACGUGGAAAUCAUUUGUGUAAGCAAUUGUGAGAAUGAACUAUAUAAUGCAGAUGAAAAGGUUUAUCUUCGCGCUUAUUGCGCGAAUUGUGGAGGAGGUCGCAUUGGUUACGAAUGGACUGUAGGAGAAAUGGUCGCUCUGGAGCAGAAAGAACUGCGAAUGAAGAUAGGCACGAACUCGCUGGUACGAAUCGAGUUACUGGUGCGCGCAUCAGAUGGCCGCACUGGUGUUGAGAUUAAAUUUUUGACCAGGAAUGACGGCCCUAGCCAAGGUCGGUGCACUGUGGCACCCACUGUGGGCGAUGAAUACGCCACACCCUUCAUAGUAUGCUGCACUGGCUGGGUGGACAGAAACAUCCCUAUUGAUUACUUCUACUAUGCAAAUAAUGUGUUGAUUCAAAGCUGCUACGAUUGUUCUUGUGAAUCCCAUUUACCGCCAAUUUCAAAAAUCAAAGUGCUUAUUUGUGACAGCUUUUUUGCCUGCACGGAGCGGUCGCUAGAUGUGACAGUGCGCCCAGCAGAAAAUAUACCGACUGAGCCAAGUGAAAUUUAUAAAUUUCUCACUACGGAGCCUCACGAUGUGAAGAACCUGUUCCGUUUAGGCAAGCACGAAGAGGGGCUUGCAAUUUUAUCUGCAGUGGCCGGCCGUGUGUACACAAAUGAUGCCGCCAUUGAGGUAAUGCGAAUGUUUGAGGACUUUAAGUCGGGAACAGUUCUUACGUUGGGCCUACUAGAAAAUAUGACAAUGGCUUUAGCUAUCAACCUGUCGCCCAUCGAUGAUGAAGAAGCACAGGUGCUCACGGCAGCAAUUUUGUCACCGGAUUUUACGGGCGAGCAAACAAAAAUUGUGGUUUAUCACCCUACGAUAAAUUGCUUCCUCAAUCCAAGAUUUCGGGAGUGCUCAGAUCCAACGAGGCCGCUUAUUGCGUCCGUGGCUCAGUUUUAUGAACUUGAGGCAAGCAUGGACUACUGUCCCAAUACUAAAAUUUCUUUUCGUUGGUUCGCAUUUGAUAUUCUCGGAAAAAAAAAACUGAAAGAAUGGGAAGUGUCCAGGGUGCCAUUACUUCGAAUAGAACGCUUUGCACUCAAUAUUAAACCAUCGAAUGUGCAUAAAUUCGAUAAGUAUUCGAUAAUGAUACGUGUGGCCGCAGAUAGAGAAGCAGGACACUGCUAUAUAGACUUGGUCCAAGGGGAUGUGAGCGCAGUUAUUGUAGGAGGUAAUGAGCGGGACGUGAAUCGUUACGAAGUCAUAUAUGUCAAUGGCUCCUUAAGCCGAGAAUUGGCUGAAGGCGAAGACUCCAGCAACUUGGACUUCCUUUGGAGUUGUUAUAGUAGUUGCGAUCAAAGUAAUUGGUACUGUAAAAAAAAUAUGAGUCAUGCAAACAUAAUACGUAUUCCAAGGUAUACGCUGAAGAUGGGCUGCAGUUACAAGUACACCUUGGAAGUCUCUAUUGAUAGUAAGAACGCAAGCGCUACUCAGACGCUAAAUGUGGUUAGAUACAGAACAGUGGACUUUUAUAUACAGUGUUUGCAAAACUGUGCCGGCGAUGUUUACCAUCCAAAUGAAAAGGUUGAUCUAUUGGCAGUUUGCCUAGAUUGUGGAGAUGCUAAAAUUGACUAUCAAUGGUCCGUUGAUAACGAGAUAAUGAUUGAGGACGAACGCCUCUAUGUAUUUCUACGAACACCUUUCGAAAAUGUUAUUAUUGAAGUAUCAGGACUGACCCAUGAUUAUCGCACUAAUACGAGAAAACUAGUCCUUAAAAAAAAUUUUGGACCCGUAGGCCCUGGCUGUAGCAUCGAGCCCGAAACAGGUCAAGAGUUUGAUACUAUGUUUAAUGUGCAAUGCCUGAAUUUCAAGACUAACUACAACCCUAAAAGAUUCUUCAUUAUCGCGGCCAAGGUCAUACAGGAGGUAUUCUACUCGGAAAGUAUGAAGCUGUUGUUGCCGGUGGCUAAAUCGAUAACAGUACGAGUUUGUGACUACUACAAGGCGUGUAAUGAUGUAUCAGUCGAGGUCAACGUAAAGGAGCAGUACAUACCAACUGGUUCCACGACAAAUCAGACGCUGGAAGACUUUCUGUCUUCCGGCUUAACAGAUGUGGCCGUUCUGUUUAAAAGAGGAUAUCGCAACAAAGCCUACAUAAUACUUAAUUCAGCCGCAAGGCGCAUUAAGAGCGUUAAAGAGGCAGCUACUAUCUUGCGCUUUUUUAAUAAUUAUCAGCCGCGCUCUGUCUUGGAACUCGGGAAAUUGGCCAAUGUAACCAAGUCACUGGCCAUCUCUUUGAAUCCCAUCAGUGAUGACGGUGUCCGUGUGCUGACAAAAGCCGUGGAGUCCAUAAAUCAUAUAUUUGCAGAAAUUACAGAAAAUGGCGAGAUAGACAAUUUACGUGAAUAUCCAUUUCGCAAUGCUACGGUCAGAUGCAUUCUUAUUCAACGUAUGUUCCAAAAUCUUACGGACAAGUUACCUCCGCCACCUCAGUUCAUCGUUGAUAUGGUCAAGCCGCAUGCGAAGCUUACACCGGAACAUAUAGCCAAGGUACGCAAGGAGAUAGAACAAAUACCAGAAAAGGAUGUGAGACUUAGCACUGAAAUGUGGUUGAAUGCCACAUACAAUGCGAAUAGACUGUAUAACUAUCUGUUCUUCACUAAUGAGAUGGGUCUAGGACUUGACGAUGAUGAUGGUCAGACCAUUUCGAUAGGCGUUGCCAUGGACGUGGAAUGUGUUGAAACAUAUAAAGAGUAUAUUCUCAAAUCAUUCGAUCACAUCAAUGCGGUGACUUUUUCAGUGGGGCUUUUGGAAGAGUUGUCAGAUAAAUUGAAUAGUGAUCAUUUCGUUUGCUUCCGUAUGGUAUCUAUAGUACGUAACCUGAACUGGUGGUACCCGGAUGAGCGGCAACCAAGUGAGCGUUUGCUGAAGGUGCGCGCUUUUACCAAUUCCUCGGAACUAAUUGGAACACACAAGCUGAAUAACAAACUUGAGUAUCUUACACUUAUUGGUAAAUACAAGCCGAUUGAACGUCCUCCAGAUAUACUUUCAAGGAAUAGCCGCCCUACAUUGGUUUACCAUAAAUCCAAUGAAUUCAUUAUUAGUGAAUCAGAAUUGGAAUUCAAUAGAUCCAAGACUCCUGUAUCAUCAAUUGCCAUGCCAAACCGCCGUAAGCCUGCCCGUCCACAUCUAGGACCCUCAUUUCGUAUUGUCGAUGAACACUCGGCUGACCGAGUCUCUACGGAAGGUGUCUUCGAAAAUAUGGUUCUACGCGACCAGCUCACUUCAGUUAGGGAAUAUAAGAUCUAUCGCGUGAACAUUGAGGCCCAAGGGCUGUUGGCCGUGCGCUUCGUGAAUACAACUCACGAUGUGGUGGUAAAGUUGCAGACCGUGAAUCAACCUUUCCGUGACGAAAUUAAAACAUCAUCGUGCAUUGUCUACGCCAAUGAAACGGAUCGCAUUAUGCUACUUCGUAACCCAUGCCCCAAAGCAGUUAAAGCCUAUAUGGGCUUGGCUUUAGCCACCAACGAUAGUCAUGAUUUGGUGAACGGUUCGGCUGAGAUAUAUUUCCUUUUUCAGCUCCGCGACUGCGACUAUUGGAUGUACAAUGAUCCAGUUGAUCCGCAUUGGUCCCAGUAUGGCUGCCUGCCAGCCAUGGAACUUGAUAUUCAUACUGGAAUAAUUUGCAUAUGCGAAUACCUAAGCACAUAUACAGCCUAUGUGUACAAUGUACCCAUUAUACCAGUGCCCAUAAAUCAUUCGACGGAUUUUCUAAACAGGAAUAUUUACAUUGCGAUCUUCAGUUGUUUCUGGUUGUCAUUAAUAUUACUUAUAUUGUUUGUGUGGUGCUGUAGCAAAAGGCUUAUUGCGCUAGAAUGCUCAAGGCCGGAUGAUGAGGUGGAACAACAACUUUUUGAAGGCAACGAGGAACAUAUGUUUCUUAUUCAUCUAAAAACGGGAGGAGGUGAAAAUAGCGGUACCACGGCCAAUGUUCAGAUACGAUUUGUGCAGCCAACGCAUGAACAGGUUUGCUACACCAUAUCCCAGGAUCCUACGCGACCCAAGCUUCGCACAAAUACCACCCAUACAUUGAUUUUAAGAUCGCGCAUCAUACGUUUACCCACUCAGCUGCAAAUUAAUCAUGACGGUGGUGGACGUUACUCCUCCUGGUACCUUAGCAGUGUGGUUGUACAGGACGUAACGACCCAGACAACGCAGUCAUUCCAAAUCCAUUUGUGGUUGCGGACGCACAACACAGUUGUAUCACGUGGCAAAAUAAUUGACAAACAAGACAGAUUCGUGGGAAGAUGGUGCUAUCGUUUCAAGCGCAGCAUGGAGCGCAAUUGCACCAAUUGGUUCGGAGUUCAACCAGUUAUAGGCAGCUGGCGUUGGCAUCUCGGCAACCGCUGUUUCUCGCGCUUUGAGCGCGUCUGCAUCUUUGUUAACAAGCUUGGCGUAACAGUUUGCAUCAUUGUCCUCUAUUUUGGCAAAGAUAGCGAACAUAACCGGGAGAUGUUAUUUCGAAAGACACGUGGAAAGAUGUUGCUGCCUAUUAUUGAGAUAAUCUACCUAUCCUGUGUGUGCUACCUUGCCAGUUGUAUAGUUCAAUUUUUCUAUGAAAUUUUGCUUGUCAAAAUUGCAAGACUGUAAACCGGGUUAACAAAUUCUGUAUUUCUGUUUCAAUAAAAGAUACUCUUACCGUAUAA